GCCGCUCCCACCUGCUUGCUUACUGGUUCGCACACACGAACGGUCACCUAGCACAGCCUGCCGUCCGGACUCGCCGCGCGCAACAGUGGCCCAGCGUGCCCUUCACCCCCUACCCCUGAACCCUGACCCGGGCCUUGUCUGGGGAACCAGCCGGACCCUAUAAAUCAGCACACCCUGUCAGACACCAGUAUCCCCUCCGUCGUCAUGCCGGACCCUACGCCAGCUCAGGAAGAGUUUGCCGCCUUCUUGGACAAGAAUAGUCGCUCAGACCUUGACCGAAUCCACCCUGAGGACCGCGACGCUGUGGCCGAAGAGUUCGACGACGAGCAAAGCGAGGACGAGGAAGACCGCUACCGGGCAGCACAGAUCGACGCUGCCAUGCGAAUGCCCACAAUGGACACGCGCACAGAAAUCAGACUGCCUCCGCCGUCUUUCGACAGCGGCCGCUCAACCGGUGUGAAGGGCGUCAUCGCCGACGCCAGGUCAUACGAGGCUGCGCGACGCACAAAGUGGAAGGACAGAGUGCGCGCCGCACGCCGCAGCGUGUUCGGUCUAGACACCAGCAGGCAGGGUCGAAGCAGCGAGCUGGAGAGUGAGGGCAGCGGUGCUGAGGACCCUGACGAAGAAGAGUUCCUGAAGCAGUGGCGAGAGAGCCGGCGACGCGAGCUCGAGGAAGAGAGUAAGAACCCCGUGCGGAACAGAAGAACAAGUCCGAGUAUCCGGCUCUACGGUCGCUUUGAUCACGUGGAUGCCCUAGGGUAUCUCGACGCGAUCGAGAAAGUGGGGAGGGAGACGGUAGUUGUCGUGUUUGUCUACGACCACGAGUGCGACGUGUCGGCAGCCAUCGAGUCUGCUCUAGUUCCCCUUGUUAGCACCUACCCGGCCAUCCGUUUUGUUAAGGUGCAUUUUGAGGACAUCGAGUUCGACAAUGCCGGUGUGCCGGCGAUCCUCGCAUAUCGAAACCAAGGAGACCUGUUCGCCAACUUGACCGGCAUCCUGGAGAUGAUUCCAGACGACGACGAUUUCGAUACCGAGUCGCUCAGGAAGCUCUUCAUCCAGCAAGGCAUAUUGUAGGAGAGAUCGGGGGCUUUUUGGCUUCUUUUACAGUGAUGAAACACAUCGUUACGUUGGUUACGGAUCUGGGCCGGACUGGCACGCUCGCCCUGCCUUGCUGACUCUUACGGUUGGCCUGGCCAUCUCGAUUCUCAUUUACACGUGAUGAUCUGGAUGUGCGAGAUGCGAUACAU
Molecule: messenger RNA, 1247 nt
Organism: Chaetomium strumarium
Lineage: Eukaryota; Fungi; Ascomycota; Sordariomycetes; Sordariales; Chaetomiaceae
Product: thioredoxin-like protein
Exons: 2
Coding region: 205-1074 (289 amino acids)
Biological process (GO): regulation of G protein-coupled receptor signaling pathway
Source: RefSeq, a predicted model, not a curated record